AUGAUUUUCCAGGUACUUUUGGGGUUUCUAACCCUUUCCACUGCUAUUGGUUCAACAGCCAAUGCCAAUGCCAAUGCCAAUGCGAACUGCUAUGGUUCCAAUGUGAUUUCAGCACCUUCAGCAGACCAUCGCCCGGUGCCAUGGGGCACUCCGAGCGUCCAUUUUUCGUCAUUAAAUGGCACGUUAACUACGUGCUGUAACACUUUGGAUGAGAUCCGAACCGCGCUAGAUGAUAUCGACGAUCAAAUACUUCAGCUCCUAAAUCGGCGAGCCGCAUACGUCCGUGAGGCAACUCGUUUCAAAUCCACCCGGGCUUCUGUGAACGUUCCCUCGCGCAAUGAGGCCGUUCUCCAACAGGCAGAGCAGCAGGCAGUGCAUAUCGGGGUACCACUGACGAUUGCCCGGGCGGCCAUGGGGGCCAUUCUGAACUCCAGCGUGCCCUUUGAACAGUGCAUUUUCGAUGCCUAUACGGAGUAA
Penicillium roqueforti is the source of this 477-nucleotide messenger RNA. RefSeq names its product chorismate mutase. The transcript has 3 exons. Gene Ontology annotation, biological process: salicylic acid biosynthetic process; chorismate metabolic process. Gene Ontology annotation, molecular function: chorismate mutase activity. The coding region runs from base 1 to 477 and encodes 158 amino acids. The record is from RefSeq and is a predicted model, not a curated record. Lineage: Eukaryota; Fungi; Ascomycota; Eurotiomycetes; Eurotiales; Aspergillaceae.